AGCCAUUGCAGUUCUAAAAGUUCUUUUUCAAGCUCACUAGCCAUCAUUGAAUAUCAGUCAAUGCCAUGCCGCUGAUGCAACAGUCUUUUCUGAUUGAUGAACCUGGAGGGUCGAGUUGGCGGAAAUACAAUGCAGGCAGCCUAAACUCCCUGGUCUCGCAUUGCCAGACAGGUCUGGACCAGUUCACCCAGCAACACACCGGUGGCUCACUCAGAGCAUCCAGGUUGGGUGGCUUCGCUGGUGGCUUCCCUGGUGGCUUCCUUACUAUCCCAAGCCAACGUGUUCGGCAUGCAUCAUUUUUCGAGGAUGGAUUUCAAGCUUCAUCGAACCAACGAGUUCGGAAUGAUGAGAAGUUGGAAAAAUCUUAUGGGGACACAGCGGAUGAUGCUGAGCAGUCCAACAUCCCAGACCCAGUGCCAGAUGAAAGGGACACCUCUCAUCAAACAGGUGAAGAGAAGCUCUUGCAGAAGAUUCACGAGGAUGAAGAAAAGGUUGUUCAAAUGGUCAUUGCUCAGAAAGCAGCUGCCAAGCAUGAAGCUCAAGCUGAAGCUCAUCGAGCAGCUCAAGCCGCUCAAGCCAGACACCAAUCCCAGGAUGUUUCACGGUCCACACGACAAGUGCACCUUCCCAUGGACGAGCUUCGCUGCCGCAAGCGGACCAAUCCAUUGUCCUGUCAGGAUUUGCAGGCGCAGUGCGCGUGGAGUGGUGAUGAAAUCACUGGCAGUUGUCAUCACAGUGAUCCCGAAGAAUGGCCAAGAGGUUGGGACUUCCUCUUUGGCAUGGGUGAAGUCGUGUUGCUCGAAACUGCUGUCGUGACAACUGCCAUUGUCACACGCUUGCGUGGAAGAGACUUGCUCCGGCAAUUUGUCGAGCGACCUUCGUAUUCCCUCCGAGCCUCAAUGUGGUUUUAUCCCACAGCUGCAAUGUAUUUCUUGACUGGUUGGUACUAUUACACCCGGACUCAAGGUUGGGACUCCUUUAGCACAAUCUACUUCCUAAUUCAGGUGGUGUCAACAGUUGGUGCAAGUGACAUGAGCCCAGUGCAUCCAAUGCCUAAGCUCUUCACUAUCUUCCAUGUUCUCCUCGGCCUCGUUCUCAUUGGUGGUGCUGUUGGUGACGAACUGGACAGAAUACUGGAAACAAGAAUUGCACGAAUGUCAGAUGCCGUUGCAAGGGGUGCAGACUUCCAAGACUUGGUGCCCAUUUUAUGGCGUGUUGCAGCAGAGACACGGGAAGCUGCAGGAAGUCGUGAUACAUUCGAGAAGCUCCUGACCAAGCUCGAAGAAGAGUUGCCAUUGACCUCGCCAGAGCUACCUUUGAUGGCAGAGCGGCUCCGAUGGUUGCGAGACUUUCAAGGAGGUGAGGUGAUUUUGGCAGAAUUGACCGGCACCGGGGCUUUAAUUCCAUGGCCACGAGCUGGGCAGUUGUGGGUGGGAGCUGGAAGACGAUACAAGGCAUUAAGGCCUUUGCUGCAAUACGUGCUAGACAAUCCAACGUCUGGCAUGCCAAUCUAUGACACGGACAGUGUUAUAGAUUUGCUGGAAGAUGAUUCUGUAUUGGAUCGCUACUAUUCUGAGUUGAUCUUGAGAAGUGCACUGGACAUCGGUGCUGUCAUUGUUUCUGGCACACUCUUCUUUGGCGUUGCAGAUAACUGGCUGCGUGGAAGGGAUGCCUUUUCCAUGUUUGAUGGCUUGUAUUUUUCUGUCGCUGGAGCAUCAUCGGUGGGUAUGUUAGGAAACGUGGCAGCAAUCACUUCAGUCGAGAAGGUGGCCUCCAUGGGCCUGUUUUGCUAUGGAUGCUACAGUUUCAAUCGAUUUAUGAUGUUUGCCUCAGAGGUAUUUGCAUACAAGAUUGAGAACUCUCAGAACAUCGUGGCCGUUCUGCCACCAGGCUUUGGGCACAAACUCCAGCGACUCCGGAAGGGAAACUCAGCGAGAGAUGUCUCUCGCAUUGCUUCUGUGUCGACUGCUGAACAGGAGGAGUUUCCACCUUCCAGUCCAGCUGCUCAAAGGACAUCAAGAUCGUCAAGGCCUUCGAGGCAAAACGUCACAACUCUCCCAGCCCCAACUGCUGAGGUCGAGGAAGAAGGCCAAGAAGAAGGAUCCCUGUGAAGGAGCUGAAGCCACAAUUGCCAGAGUGGAUGGGAUGAUCUCUUCAAAGAAAGAAGGACCAUUUACUGGACUUAAGAGGAUGCUGCAGCCUACAGCUGAUGCAUGCUGAUGCCUAUGAUUCACAAGCACAAAGAGUACAA
This is a messenger RNA of Durusdinium trenchii, 2251 nucleotides long. Lineage: Eukaryota; Dinophyceae; Suessiales; Symbiodiniaceae. The record is from the annotation of a GenBank genome assembly.